Molecule: messenger RNA, 5113 nt
Organism: Anarrhichthys ocellatus (wolf-eel)
Lineage: Eukaryota; Metazoa; Chordata; Actinopteri; Perciformes; Anarhichadidae
Gene: sema3ab
Product: sema domain, immunoglobulin domain (Ig), short basic domain, secreted, (semaphorin) 3Ab
Exons: 17
Coding region: 645-3050 (801 amino acids)
Biological process (GO): positive regulation of cell migration; semaphorin-plexin signaling pathway; negative chemotaxis
Cellular component (GO): plasma membrane; axon; glutamatergic synapse
Molecular function (GO): chemorepellent activity; neuropilin binding; semaphorin receptor binding
Source: RefSeq, a predicted model, not a curated record
GUGGGGACAGGGCAGAGCUGCGCUGAGUGGCGCUAAACUAGUCCAGAGCAGUGUUGAGUAGACAGAGCGGUAGACAGAAAAUCAGUGUGAAUGGGAGAGAGAGAGAGUCAGCGCAGAUUGUGUUCACGAAGCAAACUGGAUUAACAGCUGAAACAAACUGGACCUGUUUUUCUCUCUUAAGCAAAAGGUAGAGACUCAGUGACAACGUGGAUGGCUGUUUCGAAAGAGCUGCAUGCUCGUUAGGUACCAGGACAGAAAACUAUGGCAGUCGUAACCAGCUCCUCUCACUCUUCCUCGUAUUUAGUACGGUGAAGAUCUCGUCUUUGUGCUUGAUUUGGUUCACUUUACCUUGGACUUUCUGGUGUGGGAGGCUAUCUUGCAGUGACAUUGACGCGUAACCCCCAACUCUCCUUUGCAGGUUCUGUCUCCACUGGAGUUGGACUCUGAUUUUGGCUUUUGACCCCUGGAGCGGGUUUUUGAUUUGGCAGGGGAGACCUGCUGAGAACCAGUCUGGACUGACCCACCAGCAUUUAUUCAUAAUCGCUGGACAACAGGAACAUUUCUUCUAGCACACCAGAUCUGAGACUGACCGCACUGGAGGCGUGUAUUUAAAGGACCUCUCUGGCCUCUAUUGCCCCAGGACCAUGGGCUCUCUCUGGGGCAGCAUUAUGCUGCUGUGUGGGUUGGUUCUGCUCAGGAUAGAGGGCAGCGGAGCCCAACAGACCAAGAACAACGUCCCCCGGCUAAAACUGUCCUAUAAAGACAUGCUGGAGUCCAACAACCUUGUGACGUUUGAAGGCCUGGCCAACAGUUCAGCUUACCACACCUUCCUGUUGGACGAGGAGAAAGGAAGACUCGUUGUGGGAGCCAAGGACCACAUCUUCUCCUUUAACCUCCUCAAUAUCAGCAGAGACUACGCACAGAUCCCUUGGCUGGCUUCUCCCACCAGAAGAGAUGAAUGCAAGUGGGCAGGAAAAGAUAUCUCGAGGGAGUGCUCAAAUUUCAUUAAGGUGCUGCAGCCGUUCAACCAGACCCAUCUCUAUGUGUGCGGGACAGGAGCCUUCCACCCUGUCUGUUCCUACCUGGAGGUCGGCAAGAAACCAGAGGACAGUGUGUUCAAACUGGAGCCUCUUAUAGAAAAUGGCCGAGGAAAGAGUCCCUAUGAUCCCAAGUUACUCACUGCCUCCAUGCUAAUUGAUGGAGAACUGUAUGCUGGGACAUCAGCUGACUUCAUGGGGCGGGACUUUGCCAUCUUUCGCACUCUCGGAAAGCAUCACCCGAUCAGGACGGAGCAACAUGACUCCCGAUGGCUAAAUGAUCCCAGGUUUGUGGGCGUUCAUCUAAUUCCAGAGAGCGACAACCCAGAAGAUGACAAAAUCUAUCUGCUCUUCAAAGAGAACGCCAUGGACGGAGAGCACGCUGGGAAGGCCACACACGCUCGCAUCGGGCAGCUCUGCAAAAAUGACCUGGGAGGUCACAGGAGUUUGGUAAAUAAGUGGACCACCUUCUUGAAGGCGCGACUUAUUUGCUCCGUGCCUGGCAGUAAUGGAAUAGACACACACUUUGAUGAACUACAGGAUGUUUUUCUCAUGAGCACAAAGGAUCCUAAGAGCCCGAUCAUCUAUGCAGUAUUUACCACUUCCAGCAACAUCUUCAAAGGUUCAGCUGUGUGUAUGUACAGCAUGGCGGACAUCAGGAGAGUGUUCCUCGGUCCUUACGCUCAUAGAGAUGGACCCAACUAUCAGUGGGUGCCCUUCCAGGGACGUGUUCCCUACCCACGGCCUGGCACAUGCCCAAGCAAGACGUUUGGAGGGUUUGAUACAACCAAGGACCUUCCUGAUGAAGUCGUAACCUUUGCCAGAAGCCACCCAGCCAUGUUUAACCCGGUAUACCCCAUUAACAAUCGACCAAUCAUAGUCAAAACAGAUGUGGACUACCAGUUCACCCAGAUAGUGGUGGACAAAGUAGAAGCAGAAGAUGGCCAGUACGACGUCAUGUUCAUAGGCACAGACAUGGGGACGAUACUGAAAGUGGUAUCCAUCCCCAGAGGCUCCUGGCAUGACCUGGAAGAAGUCCUAUUGGAAGAAAUGACUGUCUUCAGAGAGCCAACAGCCAUUAAAGCGAUGGAACUUUCAACAAAACAGCAACAACUGUAUCUGGGCUCAGACAUCGGUGUGUCCCAGAUGCCUUUGCAUCGGUGUGAAGUUUAUGGGAAGGCUUGUGCAGAGUGCUGCCUGGCAAGGGACCCUUACUGUGCAUGGGAUGGCACCGAGUGCUCCAGAUACUUUCCCAUGGCUAAGAGGAGAACAAGGAGGCAAGACAUCAGGAAUGGAGACCCACUCACACAAUGCUCAGAUCUGCAACACCAUGACGAACUAAGUGGGCAGGCGACUCUCCUGGAUAAAACAGUGUACGGUGUGGAGAACAGCAGCACCUUUCUUGAGUGCAGUCCCAAAUCUCAGAGAGCCCUGACAUAUUGGCAGUAUCAGCACUCUACUGAUGACCGCAAACAAGAGAUCAAAUCAGAGGAACGUUUCAUCCGCACAGACCAGGGCCUACUGAUUCGCACGCUCAACAAGAAGGAUUCUGGGAUCUAUCUGUGCCAGGCGGUGGAGCACGGCUUCAUACAGAUGCUUCUGAAGGUGACCUUGGAGGUCAUUGACACCGAACGCCUGGAGGAUCUGCUACAUCGGGAUGAAGCUGCCGCAGCCGUCGUCCCUGCCCGUGAUCUCUCCCCGCCUCAAGAAACACCAACUCAAAAGCUGUGGUACAGGGACUUCCUGUCUUUGGUCAAUCACCCUACUUUGAGCAGUGUGGAUGAGUUCUGUGAGCAGGUAUGGAAAAGGGAGAGAAAGCACAGGAGGCAGAAAGCUCAACUGGUGCAGCAAGUACAAACACACCAGCAGCACCAACAGCAGCAGAAGGUUGUGAACCCUCGCACUCACGUGCAUGCUCAAGGGCUGGCAGCCAAAUGGAAACACCUGCAGGAGAGGCAGAAGGGACGCAACCGCAGGACCCAUGAACUGGAGAGGGCCCCCCGCAGUGUCUGACCUACAACCCUUGACUUUUAACACUCAAACCACAACCUUACUCUGUAACCCUGAUUAACCUACCCACACUUCUCCUUCAUACUGAGAUAGACAUCUUCCACAAAGACUGGAUAGAAACGUUAAACUGGUGAAUGGUAAUACUAUUCUGAUCAGCAGGCUGGUGUGUUCUGUGCGUGGGCGGCCAUGUUUACCGUACGACAAUACAGAGGACUGCAGGAAACGGGAUGUUGUAUCACGCCAGACCAUUUGAGCAUAUUAUCUCAGCUGGCCUCUGUGGCCCGAACACUGAAGAAAAACAGUGUCAAGCAGCACAAGAACUGGAUACACAUACCACCCUACAGACAUGACUGACUCCACAUUGAGAUGUCAAUGGCAUUGUCUCCUGGCAUGCUAGUUAGGUGUUUAUCAGUGUGAAACUAUAGGUACCUAAAAAUACCUGAUCAUUUAUUUUUUACUUCACAAAUAUGAGUAGGUGUGACUGUAGAAGAAAACCGCCGAGAGGGUAAAUGGACUUGUAGUGGAGUUACAAGCACAAAAUAAGUAGAGCUCAUGGAAAGCACAAUUUCGGAUAUUUGGUCAUUUUUUGGUAUUAUAGAUGGUUAAAUGAGUCAACAUGAGAAAGAAAAAUGCCCAAGCACUGCAAGGAACUAUAGCAACGGUCACCAUUUGACAACAAAUACAACUAUGUAGCUAAGAUGUGUAAAUACUGUAUUCUAUGGUGUCUCAUCCGACUAAAGGGAAUGGCUUACAGUUGUCUUGUUGUUUUAUGUUGUUUCGCUAGAUAAACAUUUAUUUAAGAAAAAGUCUGUAAACAGAGAUUUUGUACUAGUGUGUCUACGCCCUAGAUAAGCUUCCCAAACAAAGUCAGGUUUUAUUAUGUUUUAUCAUAUCAGUGCAUGAAAUGUCAUACUGACUUCUGUCAUGUUCAUUUGAUUUGUAUACACUUUGUUUCCACUAUAUGUGUAUUUAUUGAUAUACAAUUAUGUACAUUGUGAGAAUAUUUUUCGAUGUGCAGGCUUCUUUUUCUCCUUGGUUUGAUUAAUCUGAUUUACAGGACCAAUCUCUUAAAAUAACUGUAUUAUUAAAAAUACUGUAGUUGGACUGGAAGAUAUUUAUCAUUAUUGGUCAAUAUUAAAUGCAUUACAUAUCAAAUGUACUGAGCAAUAACCCAGUAUCCAUAAUUUUCUUCCACAUUUAUUGCCUCAUAAUCAUAGUCUUCACAGGCAGCGCAGUGUAACAACUUAAUUUCACUGCAUGUAACAUAACAACUCUAGUUUAUCUGAUUGUAACAAUCCUUUAUUAGACAAUGCACACACACACAAACAUGGAAUGUAGCUGUGAACAUUAUGUAAAUAUAAAUACUAUAGUGUAUGUUUGACAAGUAUGACACUGUGUACUAGUGCAUGUGAAUACUAUUGUAGUGUUCCUGUUUUGCUAUAGCAAUUAUAUACUAGUCUGGUGUUGUCACCGUUAUUCUGUUGUUUGCUUAUUCAGUACACAAUAUUAAGUAUUUCAAAGAUGUACAUACUAUUUCUGUUAGGACUCUUAACUGUAUAACUGAUCAUUCCUGAGGUAGGUAUUCAUAAAAAUAUAUAAAGAUCGAAACAGGAUCUAACUUUCAAUUUAAACAUUCAUAGACCUGUUAACAACAAUGAACAACAAUGUCAGUUGAGCAUUGCAACACAUCAGCAUGUCAGAUGACCUUGUCAAGCAAGUGUUUGCAAACCUCAUCUGCUUUUGGAAGCCAUGACGGUGGAAGAUGAGAAACAGCUGGAGCCCCCCCCCUGAGAAAGCAAUUUAAGGCUAACAAAGACAAGCUCAACUCCAGAGUUGUGGAACUUUCGAUAGAGAUGGGCAUAUGAUAAGAUCAUCAUUAUAAAGAGAAAAUAUAGGGUGCCUCACUGCAUCUGUCCUGGACAUACGGUGAAAGUGAGGGAAUUAAGUGCUGCUGCUGCUGCUGCUGCUUUUUGGCAUGAUGAUGAUGAUGGUGGUGAUGUAUUCUACUGAUCUAAUAAAUGUCUCUUCAUGAAGUGUUGGUUUCAUUAAAUCUAUUUUUAAUGUGA